Messenger RNA from Aspergillus vadensis CBS 113365, 1218 nucleotides. RefSeq names its product SDR family NAD(P)-dependent oxidoreductase. Lineage: Eukaryota; Fungi; Ascomycota; Eurotiomycetes; Eurotiales; Aspergillaceae. The record is from RefSeq and is a predicted model, not a curated record. Bases 16 to 1083 code for a protein of 355 amino acids. The transcript has 2 exons. Gene Ontology annotation, molecular function: oxidoreductase activity.
AGACACCACUUCACCAUGUUACAGCGUCAAUUCCUUCGUGCAGUGCUACGUCCUACCCACGCAAUCCGCACCAGUAAUACUAUCCGUCCAGCUAUAUAUAACACGGGCACCUACCUCAACCCUACACCACUAUAUUCCACAACUCAACAACACCACUUCUCACACACAACUACCAGACCCCAAUCCAACCUCCACAAAAUGGCCUCUGCAAGCAACGAGAACUUUAAGCUGGAGAAUCUCUUCGGCGUGAAGGGCAAAGUGGCCCUGAUCACCGGCGGCGGCUCCGGCAUCGGCCUAAUGGCGACCCAAGCACUGGCGACCAACGGCGCCAAGGUCUACAUCACGGGCCGAACACAAGAGAAACUCGACCGGGUAGCAAGCCUCUACAACAAGAACAUAAGCGGGGAGAUCAUCCCGAUCGUGUCAGACAUAACCUCCAAAGAAUCCAUCAGCAAGCUCGUAAAGGAGAUUGAAUCGCGCGAAUCCCACCUCUCCAUCCUGAUCAACAAUGCCGGAAUCAGCAGCAGCACGGAUAACACGGAACCCAGCGACGCUACGGAACUGAAGAAAUCGCUGUUCGAUGAUGCGACCCCCAUGAGCGAGUGGGAAGAUACCUACCGGACGAAUGUCAUGCAGUUGUAUUUCACCACGACGGCUUUCUUGCCGCUGUUGCAGAAGGGGUCCGAGAGGGAGAAGGGGUGGAGUAGUACGGUGGUGAAUAUUACCAGUAUCUCGGGUAUUGUGAAGGUGUCGCAGCAUCAUUUCGCGUAUAAUGCUAGCAAGGCGGCGGCGAUUCAUUUGACGAAGAUGCUGGCGCAUGAGGUGGCCGAUAGUGGGUUGAGGAUUAGGGUGAAUAAUAUUGCUCCCGGGGUGUUUCCGAGUGAGAUGACGGCCGGGGAGAGUGAUGAGAAGCAGAAGAGUCAGUUGGCUAAGGAAAAGUAUGAGGGUAAGGUGCCGGCGGCGAGACCGGGCAAGGAUGAGGAUAUGGCCAGUGCGGUGUUGUUUGUUAGUACGAAUCAGUAUUUGAAUGGGCAGACGGUUGUUGUGGAUGGGGGAUAUGUGUUGGCUGCUGGGACGGUUUAAUGUAUUAUUAUGUGUGAAUGUGAAUGUAUGUUAUUGAUGUACAUCAAGGUUAUACAUCCAUUCUGAUCUCAUCACUUCUGAUGCUUUAAUCCGUCGGGCUGCAUCGGGGUUUAGCAUCGCGUAUACCACGUUUCU